Molecule: messenger RNA, 1619 nt
Organism: Mytilus californianus (California mussel)
Lineage: Eukaryota; Metazoa; Mollusca; Bivalvia; Mytilida; Mytilidae
Product: sodium-dependent glucose transporter 1A-like
Exons: 4
Coding region: 106-1533 (475 amino acids)
Biological process (GO): transmembrane transport
Source: RefSeq, a predicted model, not a curated record
GGUACAUAGGAAUAAAAUAAUCUCCCAGAUGUAGAAUCGUUAAUUAUGUGAUGUGAAGUAAUAUCAAAGAACAUAUAAACGUACGUACCACCAGAAAUUGAUAAAAUGUCAGAAGAAGAGAAGAUUGGUCACACGACUUUGACCACUACUGAAAAAGUUGUCAAAACGAUCUUCUUAGUUUUAACUUGGGUUAUGAUUGGGCUGUUUACCGAAAUAACUGGACCAACCCAAAAAGAUCUCAUCAUAAAAACGAACUCGGACUAUGAAUUAGUAUCUCGUGCAAUUUCUGGUAGGAGUGCAGGGUAUUUUAUAGGAGCAGUUAUAGGUGGACCUCUUGUUGACAAACUAGGACAUUAUUGUGAUUUGAUGAUUGCUGUUUGUCUGGACGGGGCAGCAAUAGCCACUGUAAUAGUACCGUAUUGUGGCAAUGUAUCUCUGUUAUGGUUUUUACUUGCACUUGGAGGUACAUUUGAAGGAGUAAUAAACAUAGCUGGACAGAAAAUAAUCCUUAAUAUUUGGCAAGAGAAAGCUACAGGACCAAUGCACGUGCUACAUUUUGGAUUUGGAAUGGGAUCGUUUAUUGUUCCACAAAUAUUGAAUCCUUUCCUAGCUGUUUUGUCAACAUCGUCAGAUAAUAUUACAGAUACAGCCAAUAUAACGUCAGUUUCUUUUGUAUCAUCAACCAUAGCUUCUAAUGCUACAGAAAUGUAUUUAAAAGAAUCGCGCAUUGAAACAGGGUAUUUGAUCAUAGGAAUUAUAGUCGCAUCCUUAUCAGUUGUGUUUUACAUUUAUCAGUUUUUCUUUCGACAAAUUGCUGGUGAAAGAAAAAUACUGAAUGGAAAUGAGUCAUUAUUAAGACAGAUAGUUAAAGUUGUUGAUCCCGCGACGUGCUCAAAAGGCGAUCGUUGGUUUGGAGUUCAAAUUUUUGUUCUUUUAUUUAUGUAUUUUUUCAAUCAGGUUGGUGGUGAUAGAUUAUAUGGAAAGUUCAUUCGAAGUUACGCAAUUGAUAAACACAAAUUUUCCGGAGAUAAUGGAUCACUAUUAAACACCGAAUUUUGGAUUAGUUUUGCGGUGGGUAGGUUUUUGGGUUUGUUUACUGGUAGAUAUAUUCCUAUUAGAGUUCUUAUAUUAAUUGAAGUGUUUGGUACCUUUGUUACAGUAGUUCUCCUAGAAAUAUUCGCAAGGGACAGUGAUCUCGCUUUGUGGAUAUUAACUGCAUCUAUGGGAUUUUUUGUUGCCCCUCUUUUUCCAUCAGGUAUAGCAUGGGGAGAUUUCCACGUUGAAUUUACUGGAUUUGCGAUCACUUUCGUUCUCAUGGGUGGUGCUCUGGGUGGAAUGUCAUAUUUAUGGGUCAUUGGAUAUCUCUAUGAAUAUUAUGGUUAUGAUAUGUUUUUGCAUCAAUUGGUUGCAUAUGCUAUAAUAAUGACAUUUCUUACAAUAAUAAUGACUAUAGUAGGCAAGCGACAUGGAGGAAGAUUUGAGAACAAAGUGUCCGAAGUAAACGAAAAUGAACUUGCCGUUAAGGAGAACUAAAAAUAACAUUGUUGACAAUGAUGUCGUUCACCACAAUGUUCACGAAAUCAGUCCUCCGAAUUAGUUGGUUAUUAUUUCCUAUUAAA